AAUGUCAAGAUUGUGAAUGAAAUGUCACAAUUACCUAUAUCUAUAGAACAUUUUUCAAUUACAAAAUUAUUCAGUUACAAAUCCCGAUAAAAUCUAUGUUAAAUUCAAACCAAUCCUAAUAUAAAAAGUCGAAAUGUUUGAACGGCUUGAAGAUGAGGAGGACAAUGACGAAUCCGAAGAUUCUGAAGAAUAUAUUAAGCCCCCAAGAUUGAUUGCUAUCAUCGGCGAUGAAGACACUUGCGUUGGAUUCGUGCUCGCUGGUAUUGGAGAGGUAGACGAAUUUGAAAAUCCGAAUUACUUUAUAGUGGACCAAAAAACCAAUGAAUACACCUUGGAGAAGAUCUUCAAUAAUUUUACUCACCGAGAAGAUAUCGGUUUGAUUCUGAUCACUAAAGAAGCCGCAGAUAAAAUUAGUACGGUAGUUAAGCACUACAAAUCUGUGGACCCUGCUGUUUUGGUUAUCCCAGGACAUAAUGGGCCCUACGAAAUACAGCUACCUCCAGGCGUUCAGGAAAUAGAAGAUAGGAGAGAAGCCCAGCGUAGCAGACGUGGCAGCCUAGGAUCCGUGGCAUCCUUGGCUUCGUUAAAAACCCUCGCGUCGCACCACAGCAGCGUCCAUACUAUAAAAAGUUCAAAAUUAGAUACAAACUUGAAUAAAAAAUAAGAACCAAAAUUUCUAAAAAUUACACAUUUGGCAAAUGUAAUACAUUCAAAUAAAUUGUACGGAUUACAUUCAAUACACUAUACUUUAUCAUUU
Messenger RNA from Sitophilus oryzae (rice weevil), 757 nucleotides. RefSeq names its product V-type proton ATPase subunit F-like. The transcript is spliced from 3 exons. Gene Ontology annotation, cellular component: proton-transporting V-type ATPase, V1 domain; membrane. The record is from RefSeq and is a predicted model, not a curated record. Gene Ontology annotation, molecular function: proton-transporting ATPase activity, rotational mechanism. Gene Ontology annotation, biological process: proton transmembrane transport. The coding region runs from base 134 to 664 and encodes 176 amino acids. Lineage: Eukaryota; Metazoa; Arthropoda; Insecta; Coleoptera; Curculionidae.